AUGAGUGCCUCAGGGCUGUGCCAGGCUCCCAAGAGCUGCCUCUCACUUCUCCCAGGAUCUGAGGCUGCUGGCCGAGCCCAGGUGCCAACACUGCUGGCCCGGGGUCACCGUCCCCUGCAUCCCCCAACCCUGCACAUGGUCAUUGAGGCACUAGAGGCCCAGGGCCAAGACCAGAAAAAGGGGGUUUCUGUGGUUGCCAUCAAGAGGUUCAUCCUGAGCAAGUACCCUGCUGUGGACCCCAUCCGCCUCAAGUACCUCCUGAAGCAGGCCCUGUGCAAGGGGCUGAGCCAUGGGGACCUGGUGCGACCCCACAACUCCUCUGCCAUGGGUGCCACUGGGCGCUUCAAGUUAGCUCCCAAGAAGCCACAGAAGAAGCGAUCACCAGGCCAGGCAGAUCCUGACAGAGGACAAGCCCCAGAAGCAGGAGGCAAAGGCAGCAGCAAGACCCUCCAGGCCCCCACAGCAGGAGGCACCAAGGAGGAGAAGCCACUAGUGGCAAAGAAGCCAGCAGCAGUGAAGAAGCCAAAGGCAAAGCUUGUGGAUGUGAGCAAAAGCUGUUCCCGGCCCCCCAUGGCUGCGGCUGCUAAGAACACAGGACGGGGCCCUGACACCGCCCCCGCGGGCGCUGCAGCCGAACAGCCUCGAGAAGCCCCAGCGGGACAGAGCAAGCGGAAGGCACCCAAGGCAGUGCAGAAAGACCCCCUUGAGGCAAAGAGGGGCCCAGGCAAGGCGGGGAAGCCACGGGUGACUCCGGGAGCUGGCAAGGGGAAGGCAGCCCCCAAAGCUGCAGACAGGAAGGCUCCAUAG
This is a messenger RNA of Indicator indicator, 807 nucleotides long. RefSeq names its product histone H1.8. The coding region runs from base 1 to 807 and encodes 268 amino acids. NCBI's taxonomy places the organism in Eukaryota, Metazoa, Chordata, Aves, Piciformes, Indicatoridae. The transcript is spliced from 4 exons. Gene Ontology annotation, cellular component: nucleosome. Gene Ontology annotation, biological process: nucleosome assembly. The record is from RefSeq and is a predicted model, not a curated record. Gene Ontology annotation, molecular function: DNA binding.